AUGGAGAUGAUCGCCACCACGAACGGAACAACAUCCGGCAGUCCGACAAAUGUGCCCUCUCGAGGAGCCCCGCCCAGCCGUGGUUUCCUUGUCAUGCGCUCAUGUGUACGUGCGCUUAUGAAUAAGCGGACUAAUAAAGAAAUCGUGAACGUUGUCAAGAAGUUAAUGAUCACAAUCACUUUUGAAUUCCAAUCGCCACGUGUUAACAAUCCAUGUAUUUGUGUUUCCGAAAAACGUGCAAACGAAACUUUUUAA
Molecule: messenger RNA, 255 nt
Organism: Acanthocheilonema viteae
Lineage: Eukaryota; Metazoa; Nematoda; Chromadorea; Rhabditida; Onchocercidae
Source: the annotation of a GenBank genome assembly